Molecule: messenger RNA, 6893 nt
Organism: Etheostoma cragini (Arkansas darter)
Lineage: Eukaryota; Metazoa; Chordata; Actinopteri; Perciformes; Percidae
Gene: chl1b
Product: cell adhesion molecule L1-like b
Exons: 33
Coding region: 465-4223 (1252 amino acids)
Biological process (GO): cell-cell adhesion
Molecular function (GO): protein binding
Source: RefSeq, a predicted model, not a curated record
GAAGCUUGGGAAUAAUGUCACUGUUUAGGGGGCAGGGGAGCGCUUUAACCCGGUCACAACGUGGGGAAGUUGCUCACGGUUUUUCUGCGUUGCCAUGGGGUUUUGUAAAACCUAUUGACUGCGAUAGGGUCCCUUCUUUUCUUUGAGUCUGUCUUUGUGGAGGAGGAGGAAAAAACCGCUAUUACUUUUUCUUACAGAGGCGGGGGGAGUGAUAGUAGCAUCCAAGGGAGGAGGGAGGUAGCCUACUCCGGUACAGACCAACUGCGAGGCAAAGCGGCGUUACGUUUACAGUUAAACCUUCCUCUCUCUUCCAGCGGUGGAGAAAAUUCAACUUUCUGAACGGCUGCCACGACAUGAGUUGCAUCUGAAGGUACUGCAUCUUCAGCGCACCAGAGAAAUGAACUAAGGACUGAAUAGGAGAGAGCACUCGUUUCUUGAGGACAUACAAGAUUCAAGGAGAAACCAUGAGGCUGCAGAGUAGCCCAGAAUUGGCCACCGUGCUGGGCUUGAUCACCUGUGUUUGUGUCUUUCAUACGACUACAGCCAUUGACAUCCCACUGGAAGUUUUAAGUCAUAUAAACAUUGAGCAGCUGCCCACCAUCACAGCUCAGUCGCCCAGCUCUCUCAUAGCCUUCCCUUUUGAUGAGAGCUUCCCCAUGAUGUGUGAAGCCAAAGGAAAUCCCGAGCCAGAAUUCAGAUGGACGAAGAAUGGCCAGGAAUUUGACCCCUCUCUAGACCCCCGGCUGAUGAAAGAGGAGAGUUCUGGGACCUUUGUGAUUCCCAAUAAUGGGAACCUUACAGAGUACCAGGGAAUCUAUCGCUGUUACGCCUCCAACAAACUGGGGACCGCCAUAUCGAAGGAGAUUGAGUUCAUUGUGCCCCAUGUUCCAAAGUUUCCUAAAGAAACACUUGAUCCUGUUGUAGUGGAGGAAGGUCAGCCUUUUACUUUAAAAUGUAAUCCACCUAAAGGAAUACCUCCCCUCCAGAUCUACUGGAUGACUAUCAAUCUUCAGCACAUAGAACAGGAUGAGAGGGUGUCUAUGGGCUUGAACGGAGACCUUUAUUUCUCUCACGCGGUGGACAAGGACAGCAGGAGAGACUACUGCUGCUUUGCCGCUUUCCCAAGAAUACGAACCAUCGUUCAGAAGACCGCCAUGUCUGUCAUCGUCAAGACAAAAAAAAGUGACAUGAGUCCUGAAAGUGCUAAUGCAAUCCUUGAAAGAAAACCCUCUCUUCUGACGCCCUCUACUGCCAGAUCAGAGACACAGCUGGUUAAAGGAGAGGACUUGAAAUUGGAGUGCAUCGCUGAAGGAUUUCCAACUCCGCAGGUUACGUGGGUGAAGAUGGGUCAUCAACUUCCCAUUAAAGCAAAAGUGGAGAAUCAUGGGAAAUUGUUGAUUGUGCCAAGAGUUGAACAGGAAGACAGCGGGAAGUACAUGUGCAAGGCAAAGAACGGACUUGGAGAAGCUGUCCAUUACUUCACCCUGAAAGUCGAAGAGCCUCCUGAGUGGGUGAUUGAGCCGGAGAGUCAGCUAAGUAUGAUCGGCUCAGACGUGCACAUCAAGUGUUCUGCCAGUGGGACUCCUCAGCCGACUGUAACAUGGAGAGUGAACGGUGAACUUCUGCAGGGGGCCCCUGCAGCAAACAGGAAGGUGUUUGAUGACACCAUAGUUUUACAUAACGCCAAAGCAUCUGACAGUGCGGUCUAUCAGUGUGAGGCCUCCAACAACCAUGGAACCCUUCUGUCAAAUGCAAACAUCAUGAUCAUGAAUCUAUCCCCCAUGAUUUUGACCAAGGAGGGGGAAGAUUAUACCGCUGUUGAGGGGAAGGGAGUGAUUAUGCACUGCAACGUCUUCAGCUCUCCUCCCUCUACUAUCACUUGGAGCAAAGACGACUCCUCUGAAUCCGUGGAGGGGCCGAGGCAUUCCAUUCACGACAAUGGGUCGCUGGAGAUCUACACCGUGGAGAAAGAAGACACAGGACAGUACACGUGUUUAGCUAAAAACACAGAGGGAUCGUCUGCCAUUGACGCCAUGCUCUAUGUGAAAGAUCCCACUAGAAUAGUCGUGGCCCAGGAGGACCUGCAGAUCCUAAUAGGCACCACGGCCCGGCUCUCAUGCCUCGCAGAGUACGACAAGUCCUUUAGCAAUGACUUUGAGCUCCUUUGGGAAAAAGAUGACAUGAAGAUAGCCCUCAACAACACUGAGAAUUCAAGAUAUUUUGUGGAAGAGGGUAUUCUUCAAAUUAUCAAUGUAAGCCAUAGGGACCAGGGUGUGUACACAUGUGUGGCACAAACUCCAGUGGACCGAGACACAGCCUCAGCACUGCUCAUGGUGUUAGAUGUCCCCGAUGCACCCGAGUACUUGGUACUGUCUGAACACAAGAGCAAAAGUGUGAAACUGAAAUGGAUCCCUGGGGACGAUCACAACAGCUCCACCACAGAGUUUAUUAUUGAAUACGAGGAAAGCCAGUGGGAGCCCGCAAACUGGAAGGAGCUGCUCCGAGUACCUGGAAACCACAACUCAGCAGUGCUCAAACUCCACGGCCAUGUCGACUAUCGCUUCCGCGUGUCUGGUUUAAAUGCUGUAGGGAGGGGUCUUCCCAGCAGGCCCACAGAAAGAUACAAAACCCCCCCGGCAGCUCCUGACAAGAACCCUCAAAAUAUCAAAAUCGAAGGUCAUUUACCACAUGAAAUGGAUAUCAACUGGGAGCCCUUGUUACCCAUUGAGCACAAUGGUCCCGGUUUGGAGUAUAAGGUGAGUUACAGGAGACAGGACGUGGAGGAGGACUGGAAGGAACACAUGGUGAAGAGACACUCGUUUGUGGUGAAGAACACUCCCACCUUUGUGCCCUAUGAGAUCAAGAUCCAAGCCAGAAACCAUCAGGGCUGGGGCCCGGAGCCCAAGAUAGUGACCGGCUACUCAGGAGAGGACUCUUUCUUCUGGACUUGCCCCCAGGAAGUAUCCUCAGUUCCCUCUGCUGCACCUGAUAAUGUUGCUGUGGAGGUGAUGAACAGCUCAGUGGUCAAGGUUAGCUGGACGCGUGUACACAAGGACAAGUUACAUGGACAUCUGGGAGGCUACAGGAUAAACUGGUGGCGUCUGCGCAGUCUGGCGGCCUCAAAAAAAAGCCACGGAGAAAAACAUACACUAACAUUCCCCGGGGACCAGUCCCACGCCACGGUACCAGGGCUAAAACCCUUCUCUGAGUACAGCCUCAUCGUCAUGACCUUCAACGGGCGGGGCAACGGCCCUGGCAGCCCUCCCCUCAGCUUCAAAACCCCGGAGGGAGUCCCUGAGAAAAAUCCUGUUUUCAGGGUCACAGAAGUACAGAAGCACACUGUCUCUCUGGUCUGGGCCCCGCCAUUGGAGCCUAAUGGGAUUCUCACAGGGUACCUCCUCGAGUAUCAGCUCAUCAACGACACAGAAGAAGUGGGGCCACUGCAGACAGUAGACAUCAACAACCCCAACACCACCAAGUGGAACCUGCGUGACUUGGAGCCUGUGAGCAAAUACAAAUUUUACCUGCGCUCCUGCACCACGGUGGGCUGCGGGCCCGUUGUCAGCGAGGAGUGCACCACUACUCUAGAAACAACUUCCACUUUGACUUCCACCCUUGGCCUCAGCAAGUCAGCUUCCCCCUCACCUCCAAGCACUCCAAAGUCCCCAGUGACCAAACCCACUCGUUCCACGAUAGUCCCGGCCCUGUUGAAUUUUAGCUCAGCUGUUAGUGACAGCUUUGCAAAUAUCAGCUGGAUAUCUGGAGGAGAGCACACAGAGUUUUUUAUUGCAUAUAUGAACAACCGUGAGGGUCUCUGGAAGAUAUCAGAGGCCUUAAACACCUCUAAGACUUUCCACAUCAUUGAUGGGCUCGACCCCGGGACAGAGUACACUGUGCGCCUUAUUCCUAACAGCUGGGUUGAUAAUUCUAGCAUAUUUGAAGAUGUUAUCACGACCGAGUUUACAGGUCUGGCCAGCAUCCAUGGAGGAAUAUCCACCAAGGGCUGGUUUAUCGGCCUGAUGUGUGCCAUUGCUCUCCUCACACUCAUUGUGUUGAUCGCCUGCUUUGUCAACAGAAACAAAGGAGGGAAGUAUUCCGUAAAAGAAAAAGAGGACCUUCACCCAGACGUGGAGUCCCAGGGCAUGAAUGACGACACAUUUUGUGAAUACAGCAUGCACGAGGUUCACAUGGAGCCUCACACUUCUUCUGUUCAAGACAUUUGAUGGCCAGAGUAACUGGAAAUGACAGCGACGAGAAGCCGCUGAAGGGCAGCCAACACUCGCUGAGCAGAGAGAUCAAAGCCGGGGACAGCGGGGACAGCCUGGUGGACUAUGGGGAGGAGGACGUUCAGUUCAACGAGGAUGGGUCCUUUAUCGGCGAGUAUGCGGGGCGAAAGGAGAAGAGGGUGUCCGCUGAGAUCAAAGCCACUAUUCAGACCCCGGCAUGAGGAGCAAGAACCGCCAUCCAUCUUCGCCUAGACAAGGUUUUCAUUAUAAACCUGCUAGGAGGAACAAAUGAAAGAGGAAACAGACGUUAUCCAUACCGAGCACAAGUUUUGUGUCAAAUGUAAUGCGUCAUUGCCAACUGCACACUGCCACCCUCAUCUUAUAAAGUUCUGUUUUGUCGGGUUGCAACAGAAUGGCCAUUACUAAAUACUGUGUAUAAAUAGUGUAUAUUGUAUGUGCGGAGUGUCUUUUUUUUUAAAAUAAUUAUUACACAAACAAUUUAGAGGGCUUGCAUUUUCUUUCUUUUUUAUCUCCAGUACUUCAACUGCAGUACUGUUUGUACAAAUGUCAGAAAAUGCCACUUUCCAAUAUACAUAAUUUUAUACAGCUUUGCCUGUGAUAUCCUCUUGUAACAGACCACAGAUAAGUGGGAAAAUCAAGUUGAUAAUGUUUUUUAAUUGGAUCAAAUAUUACUGACCUGUUAUAUUUGAAAUUGAUUAAUUAAAUAUGAGUAUAAAAGAGUAUAAAGGUUGUUUAUUAACUUAUUUUCUUCCAGUGAUUUUAUACCUGAUAAAAUAACAAUGAAAUUGACAUAUCAUAAAUGGUGAUUGUUCAGUCAUGAAUCUCCCAGUGAUGUCAGAAGAAAAUAAAAUGUAGCUAUUAUGGCUUUUUCUUAGCACUCAGAUCCGUUGGACAGUAGAAAUUACAGACCUCGGUCUGUGCUGUUAUGCGCCCCAUGCUAAUAAUGCAAUGGAAUAUAUGGAAGUAUUCCCUAGGUCAAGCUCCAAAAAUGCAAAUAAGUCGUCCAGACCGAACCACAUAGGUUGUUUUUUUACUACCCUCUAAUACGACCCACAGGGGCGUUUUAAGAAACCUAGAGGGGGCAGGAAAUACGACACAUACAUCUAAACAACGGGUCGAUGCAUAGUCUGUGUAAGUGAAGCCAAAACAUCUUGAUCCCCCCCACCCCCAGUAUAGUUCAUAAAUCCUGCCCACUCCAUAGCGGAUGGGACAUGGGCCAAACUUAAUAAGGAAAGUACACGUCAAAUAUAUUUUUCAAAAAGAUGGGUUCCUUCAUUUUAGGUAGUUGUUGACAAACAUGCUGAUGUUUGUUGAAGUAUUCCUCUUUCUGAUAAAUUUGGUUUUUAUCAGUUAUUUAAUGCUUAACAAACGGGGUGAAACGUCAUGAUUGACAGCUGUGAUUGAUUCAUGAUUGGUCGGGCGGGUGCGCGGGCAGGACUUGGGUACCUCAGCUCCACUGCCUGAUCACUACCGGGCAGUCUCGCUCCACGAUUACGACAUGGCAGCGUCUGUACCUGGGAUAUUUCAUGUUUAUACAGUGGGGGGGGGGGGAGAGGAGAGGCGUCAUCCAUCUUUAACACAGUCUAAGAUCUAAACCAGAGAACGUUACCGCCACACACCAUUAGAGUUGUGAAACGGACGUGUUAUGGUGAGGUUUAUGCACAAAAACUGCUUUGUUUUGUUUAGAAAAAGAUCGUGGUUUGGGUUCAAAUCAUGUCACGUUACUUCACUUACGCAUGUGACCCAGAAGGGGACAUAGUUGAGUUUUUUUUUUUUUAACACUGAGAUGAAUUAUUUUUUAAACAGGACACAAACCCCGGUCUCCUGGCUCAAUGUCCUGUGUUUGUCUGAACCAUGGACCACCCCAAGUAUGGGGAAUACUCUUAUACUUCAUCCCCUUACUUCCUGCUUUGCUCUUGUCAUAAUUACUACAGCCGCUUUAGGCCACCUUCACUAUAAACGUAAAUAUGAGUCGAAUAUAAUUGAAAGUCCAAGAUUAGAUAACCUCAGUGACUUCACUCUGACAUAAUCAGUUAUUUUAUCUUCACAAAGCAUCUCCUCUGUAUUUGUAGACUGAAUACUCUCAAUAAUCUGUAAACCGAUUUUCAUGUAUGAACUGGUGGACUGCCCCUUUAAAGAAGCAAGUGCAAAGUACUUGUAAUGGACUAUAGACUUUGUUUGUAAUCAGAAUAUUGGGAUCUGGUUGCAUGAUGUGUGACAUCCUUCCUACCCUGCUGAGAUCCAAUGGGCUGUAGUCACUGCUCUAUCCGUCUUAACAAGCCUUACUCUGUUACUUUCAAUAAACUGCCAUUCAAAGCACAAUCAUCAUGUUGUCACAAUUAACAUUAGCACCACGAUCAGAAAAAUUGCAAUGUUUUGUAAAUUUUUUGCCAAUGCAUGUUUAGAAUGUUAAUUGGUGUUUUUUGAUGUCAUUAAAUUGCUUUACUUUCUUACACCCUGGUAAUGGUCUGACUGCCUGAAAGAGUAUUAAUGUUGUUGAUAACUCCACUGCUGUUUGUUCAUACAUGACUACAUGACUGAAUAAACCUCUGCCUUUACCUCCAGUCAGCAGUAAAAUAGGAUAGAAAACGAUACCUGGUGAAACGUCCUCUUUGCCUCUGAAUAAAAUAGAAGAUGUGUGACAAA